AUGCGACGCAUUCGAAGCGGCCGCUGGUUGGACGUUGCCACUGUUGGUGCAGGUAGAUACACCAUUCUCGAGAGCGCUUGUCUGAAAUACUUAGUGCAGGGGUUGCCAAAUCCAACCAAGCAAUAUCCUCAAUUAUGGGUCUUUUUGGGCUCUGCCCAAAAAAAUAAGCACUUGCACGAUCUAUUCCCAGCCAACGCUUUUACUCGAGCUGAUGCAGGUACCAUUCGAUUGCGAGGUGACGAAGCAACUGCAGCUAGUGAUUCACCCAUUCUUUUUGCCGAUGGCGAUCCGUGGAAUGCUUCCGUUCUACCCAACUCUAGUCUCGCGAGGGGAGACCGGCGUUACGAUCUUGACUACAAUGUAGGCGCUCCCACGCAUGUCGUUCACGGGUUGUAUUCUAGGGUACUUUUCCUUUUUGCCGAUGUUAUUUGCAUGUUUGCCGAGGAUCUCCCAACCGGGGUCGAUCUCGCUGCUCUUACAAAGCACUGCGCAGUUGAUGGCCUGCCGCUUGAGGCUCGUCCCCACCUGAUCAUUGUUACAGGCAGAUCGUGCUCUGCGUGGUCCGCUACUGCUGGUUCUGCGCUGCGUUCCGAGGCGUUUUCCGCUGUCAGCGUCUUUUCUAUAGAGUCCACCCGUGACACGCUCAAGACUUUAUUAGAGACCCGCUCACAAGAGGUACGUAAGCUACGCAAGCAUGUCAUCGGACAGUUGUCUGGGGUGCAGCUGAAGGGCUUUCUCCAGUCAGCAAUGGCAUGCUUGGCGACGACCCACAGUUAUACCUACGACUUUGUUCGUGCGUCUCGGACACAAGGUAUACCAGCAGACGUGGGACGUAGCAUCAAUGAAAUCUAUCAAAAGUGCAUCGAGGCGGAGCUACCUGAUUUGGAUACUGCUCGCUUUAUCGCAUCCGCUCUAAUUAUGGAUCAUUAUUCACCGGAGAUGCCGUUGAUGGAUCCAAGACUAGUGUUCCAGACUUUGUAUCGCCCUAUGAUUCUAGCCACGAAACCUUCCCCACCAAAGACCCUAGUCGCCGUGAUGGAGUCUGAGAUGGCUACCGAGUUUUCUCAUCUUGCUACCUACACUUCACUUAACCGACGGAAACAAUUGAUGACUGCCAAAACUGGACAUUACUCGGCGAUAAAAUCCAAUCGCAUAUGCCUUUAUUGUCUGGUCCAGGCGGCACAGCAUUUCCCGCCGUGUGAUCAUGCGCUGUGUGAUCUUUGCGCGCAGAAAUUUGGUAGCGCCUCAGUGGAUACUGAAUAUCAGUUCUCGUUGGACCAGUGUCUUCUUUGUUGCGAUACCAUCUCGAUGACUAUCGACGUCCUGCCCCCCACCAUGGGCCCUAGUAUACUGGCCAUUGACGGAGGAGGUGUUCGAGGGGUGAUACCUAUUGAGUUCCUGAUCCUCAUUCAAGAAUACCUGGGCGAAUGUCGCCUCCAAGACGUGUUCGACUUGGAUGUGAGCACUAGCUCCGGUGGCUUAACUGAUUUAGGUCUUCGGGCUUUGGGUCUACCGAUUCAAGAGUGCGCAGCAAUCUUCAAUCGCCUUGCUCUAUGUUUGUUUGAGAAGCGCCGCCGUCCUGCUUUCCCGUGGUUGCCUCCAUCUAUGCUAGGGCGCAUGCGCCAAUGGUACUCAUGGUGGAGACAUGAUAGCUGCUAUGACGGUUUGGUCUUUGAUGCGAUCCUGCAACAACUUUAUGGAAAUCAGUUUCUACUUCGUAACUACUGCCGCGAUUCAUCCGGAUCCAUAAAGUCCGGAGCGAAGUUUGGAGUGGUGGCAACUAGUAUCGGGGCGAAAACCGAGACGGUGAUGAUGGGCAAUUUCAAUGCUGUCAAUGGCACAUCUGAGGACUGCGGCUACCAACUCAUUCGGCCUACGAAUAUUCAACAUGAGCUUCAAGUAUGGCAAGCGGCCCGAGCAACUGCCGCAGCGCCUUUCAUGUUCCCUCCAAUUGAUCUCCCAGCGGGUACUUUCCAAGAUGGAGGUUUGACUGACAACUUUGCCGGAGGAAUCGCUCGCCGCGCUAGUCGAACCAUCUGGCCAGGCUCUCGCGAGCCAGCGAGAUUGCUAUCGUUGGGCACAGGUAGUCCCCCACUGUCGGCCGAUGACGGUUUGCCUCACUUCCGAAAUUCGAUUGUCGACGGAUUUCUCCGUCGCGCUUUCAACGCCUGGAUGACCUCUUUGGAUGGGGAAAGCAAAUGGCGCGAGAUGAAGAGCCAACUGGAUGACUCAAUCGCAGGAAAUUUUCGUCGUCUGAAUGUGCCUUUAGAAGAAACUUCGUCAGCAUUGGAUAAUGUUGCGAUGAUGGACCAUUACCGCAAUCUGGUUAUACGCCAUCCCGGAAGCGCACGUAUGGCAAAGGAGGCUACUGUGGAUUUGAUUACGGCGCGCUUCUUUUUCGAACUCGACUCGGUCCCCCAACUCCACCAUGUUCCAUUUUGGUGUCAUGGAACCAUUCGGUGCAAGGGACCAGUUGGUCCACUUCUGGCGGCGCUGCAGCAGUUGAUUCCGGAUCCACUUGAGUUUGUAACUGAUUCCCACUGUCUUGGACCGAUUCGUGUUGAAAGGGACAUCUGCCCGUCUUGCAACCGGUUCUGUUGGCCUGUUUCGUUACGCUGUCACGACCCCGCCCAGUGUAUUCAGGUCUACAUCAAAUCUGGUCGAUAUGGUAAAUGGAGGAUCAAUUCAUUUCCAUCCACCCCUACCAAGUUGGUCAAUCGACAACAACUAGAUUCCCCGUUUGGAAAAGCUGAUCAUGGAUGUCCUGUUCGGAAACCAUGUCCUGCAUGUGAUCCCAGUCGGUUGCCUUUUCGUGGUAGGCGCCGGAGACGAAAUUCCAACCUCACUGCGGAACACAGACGGAAAAGGGUUUGCGUGCGCUAAAUUCAUACGGUAUAUUUUGUCUUGAGGCUCCUCUAUCUUUGAUUAUUUGUUUCCUUCAAACGAACAGAU
This is a messenger RNA of Talaromyces stipitatus ATCC 10500, 2952 nucleotides long. Its product is annotated as Patatin-like serine hydrolase, putative. Lineage: Eukaryota; Fungi; Ascomycota; Eurotiomycetes; Eurotiales; Trichocomaceae. The record is from RefSeq and is a predicted model, not a curated record. Gene Ontology annotation, biological process: arachidonate metabolic process. Gene Ontology annotation, cellular component: membrane. The coding region runs from base 1 to 2883 and encodes 960 amino acids. The transcript is spliced from 5 exons.